UCUCAUGACUAGACAACUCAUGAUAUACCACCACGCACGAUAACGAGCAGCUAGGUAAUCUCCACUCGCGCGCCGUCUCGUACGGCAGAUGAAAUACCUCCCAGACACAUCCAACCACGAAAAACCUGUGUUUAUCUUCGUAGGGGGUCCACUUCAGCCACUAUGAUCGCUAUCAGCUCCGAGGAUACAACCACAAAUUUUGACCCGCGAUUGGUGAUUGGGCCAAUGCAAGUUGGUGCACUUGUAACCGCAGCACUCUUUGGCUGCCUUGUUAUCCAAACCUAUGUAUACUUCACAAGGUUCAUCGACAGCUCGAGCUUCAAAGCAACAGUGGCAGCGGUCGUCUUAUUUCAACUUGGCCACUUCUUCACUGUAAUAUUCACAAUGUGGACCAUGACGGUGACUGCAUAUGGUGACCCAUCAAAGCUGGAUGUCCUUCCGGUCAGCGCGAUUAUCACUGUUUUACUCAGCAACGUGACGGCAUUUAUAGCCCAGUCAUUCUACACAUAUCGGCUUUGGAAGCUUUCUGGAAAGGUUUUCUUCCCAAUCCUCUCAGAAAUCUUCUGUGUAGUCGCUGAGCUGGCAACACUCUUUGUCGUCAUAAAGGCAUUCUCUAUGACAAGUAUCGCACACUUUUUGGUUGAACAGAAUGUCUGGAUUAUGAUCGGGUUCACCAGUCGUGCAAUCUGCGAUAUAACAAUUACUGUGGGUGUUACCUGGAGUCUGAAAAAACAGAAGCAGGCCCAGGGACGCCAUAUUGUGGAGACCACAACAAUAAUUGACUGCCUGAUUUUGUGGACGAUUGAAAAUGGUUUGGCAACUAGCUUAAUGUCACUGUCGGUUAUGGCGGCAUGUUUGUACCUUCAAGGAACUUAUGUGUGGUUUGGUUUGUAUAUUAUACAAGCCAAUGUUUUUGCGAAUGCACUAUUAGUCUCAUUGAAUCGCCGGCUCGUUUUCAGGAAAUGUGACGACGGCAUUCCUAUGAAUCCUGUUAUGAUCAGAGUAGAUGUUCCGCGAACGCAGGCCGAACCGGAAGUCAAGACACAGGGUCCGUCCUAGGGGCACUGGGCUGCGUAUGCGACAGCAAAAAGAAAGAAAAGUUGUUCCUUACUUAUGGACGGAUCGAUGUUGUGAAUGUGACGAUAGAGACACAGGACCAACACAGGACUGAAGUAAUAUUUUAUGUUCGUUAUAAUGACAGAUAGUGCGAA
Molecule: messenger RNA, 1211 nt
Organism: Suillus paluster
Lineage: Eukaryota; Fungi; Basidiomycota; Agaricomycetes; Boletales; Suillaceae
Exons: 12
Coding region: 163-1059 (298 amino acids)
Source: RefSeq, a predicted model, not a curated record